Molecule: messenger RNA, 1728 nt
Organism: Chenopodium quinoa (quinoa)
Lineage: Eukaryota; Viridiplantae; Streptophyta; Magnoliopsida; Caryophyllales; Amaranthaceae
Exons: 4
Coding region: 1-1728 (575 amino acids)
Molecular function (GO): zinc ion binding; nucleic acid binding
Source: RefSeq, a predicted model, not a curated record
AUGUGGAUGUCCUUGGAAGAGAGCAAGAAUUUUGGAAUGCAAUGCAAUGCUAGAAGAAAGUGUAGGUUUAAGAUACAUUGCAGGAAGUUAAAAGGUGAGGCAACUUGGCAAAUUAAGAGUCUUAGGCUUAAGCAUAUAUGUGGGCACCAACAUAAGAACUCAAAGAUUACUUCACAGUACCUAACUGAGAGGUACCUUGAAGACUGGAGGGAUGACCCCACAUGGAAGCUAGCAUUCAUUAAAAGGGCAAGAAGAGAGUGUAGAGUAGAAAUAGGCUACUACUUAGCGUGGUAUGCUAGGCAGAGGGCAUUCAAGAUGAUUUUUGGGGAUGCAUAUUUGGAAUAUGAGAAGGUUUGGGAUUAUGCAGCUGUCAUUUUGAAGUAUAACCUAGGAAGUACAGGUGUUGUGAAGGUAGAUAGAGUGCUUAACCCCCAACCUAUUUUCCAGGGGUUAUAUGUGUGCUUUCAAGCCUGCAAGCAGGGAUUCAUGGCAGGAUGUAGACCAAUCUUGGGAGUGGAUUGUGCUCACUUGAAGGGGGCUUAUUCAAGCAUUCUACUGACAGCCGAGGGGAAAGAUGGCAACAACAACAUCUUCCCAGUAGCAUGGGCAGUUAUAGAAGUAGAAAAUGGGGAAACUUGGACAUGGUUUUUGGAGUUGUUAAGAAAGGACAUAGUAACAGUUGCGGACUCUGCAAAAGGGCCUAGUGGAUGCAUUGCUACAGUUAUGCCUGAUGCAGACACUAGGUACUGCUUCAGGCACAUUUGGAGCUACUUCAAGAACAAAUUCCCGGGGAUUGUCUACAAAGAGCACUUUUGGAAAGCUGCAAGGUCAACCAUAGAGCAUCACUUUAAGCAGCAUAUGCAAGAGAUCAAAAAGCUGAGUGUAGAUGCCUUUAACUGCUUACAAGCCAUUUCACCUGCUCAUUGGUCAAGACACAAAUUCAACUCCUCCUCCAAGUCAGGUAUGCUCUUGAACUAUUAUUGUGAGAGCUUCAACAAUGUUCUCAAAGAAGCUAGAACCAAGCCUAUUCUGCAGUUGAUAGAGUGGGUAAGAAGAUAUGUAAUGGGAAGGUUUUUUGCAAAAAAGGAAGGGCUCAAAUCUUUCACUAGUGUGAUCAUGCCAACUGUUUUGAAAAUGGUGCAUAGAGGUCUGCAACAAGUGUCCAACAUGAGAGUAAGUCAAGCUGACUUAAUGGAGUUUGAAGUUGAUGACUUAGAAUACACUUAUGUUGUUAAUUUGGAAACCAAAUCUUGUAGCUGCAAUAGAUGGACACUUAUGGGAAUUCCUUACUGGCAUGCACUUGCCUAUAUUCAAUUGAGAAGGCUUGACAUUGAGAACUUCAUCCACCGAGCUUAUCAUGUGGAGACCUACACCAAGGCAUAUGCUCCAACUUUUAAAGCAAUGCCUGGUCAUCAGCAGUGGGAAGUCACUCCUUAUCCCAGGCCAUUACCUCUUGUACACAGAAACUUACCUGGCAGGCCUUCAAGUAAGAAGAGAAAGAAAGAAGCUGGAGAAGAUAAAGAGAGGAAGAAUGUUAAGAGGGAAAAGGUGAAAAACAAAUGCUCUAAUUGUGGUGGGUUGGGGCAUUACAAGAAUAAGUGUCCAAGCCCACCUAUUGAUAAGCCAAAGAGGCAGCCUAGAAGACCAAAGAAAGUUGAAGCAGCAGGGCAAGCAGUAGCAGGGAAACCAGUAGCAGGCCAAGCAGCAGGAGCUACCUCAUCACAUUAA